Molecule: messenger RNA, 1674 nt
Organism: Miscanthus lutarioriparius
Lineage: Eukaryota; Viridiplantae; Streptophyta; Magnoliopsida; Poales; Poaceae
Source: the annotation of a GenBank genome assembly
AUGUCACUGAAACUUCCAAUUCCGCAAGGGCUUUCCUUCUUAAGAAGUGUUGGAUGGUUUGAGGACCGGAAGGUUGAUUCAGCAGCCAAACAACAGUUAUCCCCAACAUUGAAACUCCAGACAGAUAAGGAGGCCUACAGACCUGGCGAUUCAGUCACUGUGACUAUUGAAAUCUGUACCCCAGCUAGUUUGAAGGAUGAUGCUGGGCAGACAGUAUCGGGCGAGGAUACCCCCUCGCUGUUGUUAGAUGUGCUCUCCUUUGAACUUAAGGGGAUUGAGAAGCUGGAUAGCCAAUGGUUCUCUGUUCCGAAGCCCUUACCAGGGUCUAAACAAAGGCGAGGUGAACAUAUGUUUCUGGAUUGUUCAGCACCAUCACUGGUUUCUAAAGUAAUAAUUGGUGCAGGGCGAACAAAAACGUACAUUGCACGUGUGGAGCUCCCAAAGAUCUUACCGCCAUCUUAUAGGGGCAUCAGUAUCCGCUAUUUUUAUUAUGUUAGGACCACAGUAUUUGGAAGACCAGUUGUACUGGGUAAUGGAGACCAAUAUAAAGGUCUUGUGAAUAGUGCAAUUCAACUGGAAGCUCGAGUCCCAUUGCAGAUACGUGUUUCCCAGAAAAGCAGCAGCCUACUAAAUGAAGAAGAUGUUUUAGGGACACUGCCAUUCUCGGUGGAUCAGCCAGGCAUAUUUUGGAGGGAAAAAGAUGAAGAUUCAGAAUGGAGCAAAGCAAAUGAUAAUGCUGAUCUAGAAGAAGGAUAUGAUAGUUCAAAAGAUGAAGUUUCAUCUGUUUCCUCAUACAAUCCUUCCAAAGCAAAUCCUGAAUCCUCCCUGAGGAGCUCGUUGUCAAUGCAGUCUCUGUCAUCUCGGCUCUCCACGAGUGAGCCAUUUUAUAAUCAAGUAGAACGACCCAAUUUCCCAUCAUACAGUCCAAUUCCUCGAUUGUCAGUGUCAGAGAUUUCAGAUGAUCAUGACAGAGGUUUAGUUGCACCUCAAAGGAAGCUAAACAUUUUGCUUCCGGUUCUGGACCAUCCAUCGAAUGGGCAAAGGAUUUCUCCAGAUUCUUAUCACUCAAAAGAUGAUAUUGGCCUCCCCCUUACGCCAAAAAAUGUUGAUCCAGCUGGAUCUGAAGGCUUUACGAGAGGAAGAUCUUAUAAUAUAAGAAUUGAUGACCAAGUUUUGCUUCGUUUUUCACCCAAGAAUUCUGACUCAACUUAUUACUUUGGUGAUAUGAUUGGUGGAGCACUUACCUUCUUUCACGGAACUGGAAAACGGAGGUGCCUUGAGGUAAUGAUAACCCUGGAAACAUCAGAAACAAUUAAUCCUCGCGCAUUACAUCCUUCAAGAAGGGGCUCACCGACAAUAACCAAGCUGCAUAGUGAGCAUCAUGAGGUUGUUGCGGAUCUUCACCAGACAAGCUUUCUAUUUUCCAUUCCCAUUGAUGGCCCUAUGUCAUUUUCUACCUCAAAGGUCACUGUACAGUGGUCUCUUCGAUUUGAGUUCUUCACAACUCCUGAAGGAACAGACCCAGCUAGGUACGAGCACCCACUCCUUGUUGAGAAAAGGGAGAAGGGCGAAUGGGUCCUCCCGGUAACUGUUUACGCGCCUCCAUUGCGCAGACAAGCUACUCAUGGGAGGAAUGAUAGAUCUGUCUUACCCGGAAAUAUCUUCAACUCUUAA